AGCGCUCAGUCUCGACUCAACGUUCGUUCCGUCCACACGCGAUUCCGGUUUGCGCAGUUCUUCUCGCGGUUCCUUGCAGCUUGUGCUUUGUGGGUUCCUUCUUGACGGGGUGAAGAAUCUAGGCCGUGGAAGCAGCGCCGAACGCAGAGUUGGUGUUCACUGGGUUAUUUGAUCAGCGCGUGCGAUUCCUCCAACCUCCUCCAGUAAUUAUUGGCAAACCAAGCAAUAGCAGCAAAAAUGAACAGCGCACGUCACCGGUUGAUACGUGGCUUGAAUCGAUUAGCGUCCACAUCGGCCACUUCGGCCGCUCCAACGGCACCGUCCACAGCCGCCACCAGCACGUCCAACCCGUCCAACAGCAACGCCGUGCCCCGGUCCAGCUAUGCCACAGCGACGUGUCCCCACAUGGUGGACAUGGCCGCAGCCGAGGCUGCCACCAUCAACACCCGGUUGCAGUCACACCAGCAGGCCCCGCCGACGAUCAAGCUCGAGCAGGCCCGGCCGUACUCGGAAGUGCCCGGCCCGAAGCCGUUGCCGAUUUUGGGAAACACGUGGCGCGUCUUUCCCAUCAUUGGUCAAUACAAAAUCUCCGAUGUGGCGAUGAUAUCGUUCCUGCUGCACGAGCACUACGGUCGGAUCGUUCGGCUCGGAGGCUUGAUUGGCCGGCCCGACCUGCUGUUUGUGUACGACGCUGAUGAAAUCGAAAAGGUUUAUCGCCACGAGGGCCCAACCCCGUUCCGGCCAUCGAUGCCCAGCCUCGUCAAGUACAAGAGCGAACUGCGGAAAGAUUUCUUCGGCGAUCUGCCGGGAGUUGUUGGAGUCCACGGCGAACAAUGGCGCGAGUUCCGUUCGCGGGUCCAAAAACCUGUCCUGCAACUAUCCACCGUCCGUCGGUACGUGACCCCACUGGAGCAGGUCACCGAGGAGUUCAUCGAUCGGUGCAACAAGCUGCUGGAUGAUAAGCAGGAACUGCCGGCCGAUUUCGACAACGAAAUCCACAAAUGGUCCCUCGAGUGUAUCGGUCUGGUUGCGCUGGACGCCAGGUUGGGCUGUCUGGAGCCCAACUUGGAUCCCAAGUCGGAACCGCAGCAGAUCAUCAACGCUGCCAAGUACGCUCUGCGGAAUGUGGCUACGCUGGAACUGAAAGCGCCCUACUGGAGGUAUUUCCCGACUCCGCUGUGGACCAAGUACGUCAACAACAUGGACUAUUUCGUCAAUAUUUGCAUGAAAUACAUCAAGAACGCCACCAAUCGGAUGAAGCUGACCGAAGGACGCGCCCUGGACGGGGAACCUUCCCUGCUGGAGCGCGUAAUGAAGAGUCAAAACAACGAAAAGCUAGCGGUCGUAAUGGCGCUGGAUAUGAUCCUGGUGGGAAUCGACACCAUCUCGAUGGCCGUGUGCUCGAUCCUGUACCAGCUGGCAACGCGGCCAGCCGAACAACAGAAAGUGUACGAAGAGCUGCGACGAAUCAUGCCCGAUCCGAAGACUCCGCUGACGAUUCCACUGCUCGAUCAGGCCCACUAUCUGAAGGCGUUCAUCAAGGAGGUUCUGCGGGUUUACAGUACGGUGAUUGGGAAUGGGCGGACCCUGCAGGAGGACACCGUCAUCUGUGGCUAUAGAAUUCCCAAGGGGGUCCAGUGCGUCUUCCCGAACCUGGUGACCGGCACGAUGGAGGAGUACGUGACGGACGCCAAGACGUUCAAGCCGGAACGUUGGCUCAAGCCCAGCCAGGGUGGCACCGGAGACAACCUGCACCCGUUCGCGUCGCUGCCGUACGGUUACGGGGCCCGCAUGUGCCUGGGACGUCGCUUUGCCGAUUUGGAGAUGCAAAUUCUGCUGGCUAAGCUGCUGCGCUCGUACAAGCUCGAGUUCCACCACGAUCCGCUCAAGUACGUCGUCACGUUCAUGUACGCACCGGAAGGGGCACUCAAGUUCAAGAUGACACCGAGGGAGUGAAUGCAGGGGAGGUGUUUACGACUCGUUAUACUAGGGCUUAAGAAAUGCAAAUGUUUAUUACCGCCGGGUGGUUUCGAGAUUCGCCAACUUUUUUACAAUGUGUACAUAACCUGUUAGUAUAAUUAUCAACUCUAAUGUGUAUGGAAUAAAUGACAUUCAAAUACAGACUA
Molecule: messenger RNA, 2126 nt
Organism: Culex pipiens pallens (northern house mosquito)
Lineage: Eukaryota; Metazoa; Arthropoda; Insecta; Diptera; Culicidae
Gene: Cyp301a1
Product: probable cytochrome P450 301a1, mitochondrial
Exons: 7
Coding region: 238-1956 (572 amino acids)
Molecular function (GO): oxidoreductase activity, acting on paired donors, with incorporation or reduction of molecular oxygen; iron ion binding; monooxygenase activity
Source: RefSeq, a predicted model, not a curated record